Molecule: messenger RNA, 832 nt
Organism: Eutrema salsugineum
Lineage: Eukaryota; Viridiplantae; Streptophyta; Magnoliopsida; Brassicales; Brassicaceae
Product: late embryogenesis abundant protein M17
Exons: 2
Coding region: 82-669 (195 amino acids)
Source: RefSeq, a predicted model, not a curated record
CUCACAACAAACAGAACAAGUUUAAGUGUUUGGUGUAACGAUAUCCAAAAAUUUAAGAGUUUGGUGUAACGAAGUCAAAACAUGGGAAGCCUCAAGUCUCUCGCUCUGUUGGCUUUGCUCUUUUCCCUCUCUCUCGUUGUUUUUGCCGACACAUCCAACGAUGCCACACAUGCUAGGGAUGAAGUGAAGCCAAGUGAAGCAACCGAUGCCAUAGAGCCUCAGACAAGGUGGGGUGGUGGUGGACCUGGUGGUGGACUUGGUGGUUGUAGGUUCGGAUGUUGCGGUCUCUGGUAUCGUGGACGGUGCAACUACUGUUGCCGAAGUCCUCAAGCCGAGACUGAGGAAGCCGUGGAAGCUGAAGCUGUUGAGCCUCAGGGAAGGUGGGGUGGUGGACCUGGUGGUUGUAGGUUCGGAUGUUGUGGGUGGCGUUAUGGACGGUGCGCCUACUGUUGCCGAAGUCCUGAAGCCGAGACCGACGAGGCUGUGGAAGCUGUUGAGCCUCAGAGAAGGUGGCGUGGUGGUUGUAGGUUCGGAUGUUGCGGAUGGCGUGGGAGACGGUGCGCCUACUGUUGCCGAAUUCCUCAAGCUGAAACCGACGAGGCCGUGGAAGCUGUUGAGUCUCAGCAAAGUUCUGAGGAAGUGGAGAAAAAGGAAGAAGCUAAGCCAUGAUUUGGUGUGUAAGCAAACUCUAUGUUUGUACGCUUGCAAUGUAUGGUUUAUUACUAUUACGUACAUAUGUUAAAAAAAAAAAAAAAGUGGUGCCUAAUAAGGUCCCUAGCUCAAUAAAAAAAAAUCGUAGGGACAUAAUAUAUGUAUUUUGUUAUGUAGUGUU